GCUGGGCUGUGUUUGAUUUCCGAAACACGAGAAAACGCCGUCGGUGCCCUGGCCGCACCGUGUCACUAAUCGAAAUGGGGAAAAGCAAGACCAACAAGUUUAAACGUCCUCAGCUGAACUCAGUCGGACUGCCGGUGACUGCUGUGAAGCCAACCGAAGCGAAUGAAAGUGACCACGACGACAGCAGUUCCGCAGCUGGGGAAUUGCUGGAGAAAUUGCAAAGUCCCAGCGCAGAUGUACGUGAGUUCGCAUGUGCCAGCAUUUCUCGGUUGGUGCAGCAGAGGCAAACCAUCCCCGGCUUUCUAAAGAGGAACGCAGUGAGGCGUUUGGGUCCCAUGCUGCUGGACCGCUGCCUGGCCGUCAGAGAGACUGCCGCUGGGGCACUCAGGAAUCUGAGUGCAUGCGGAGGUUAUGAAGUCUGUGAGGAUAUGGUGAAACAGGACAUCAUGACUCCACUGACAACACUGCUCCGUGAGUGUUGUGCUGGUUUUGAGACCAACGUCGUGCCUGUGAAAGGGCAGAGGAAUACCGUGGAAGAUGUAGCCAAUGAGGCCGUGAACCUACUUUGGAAUUUAUGUGAGAGCAGCAGCCAAGCUUUGUCUGUGUUCAACAAAUCCGGACUUGUGGAUGUGAUGCUCCAGUGCCUUGAGAGACACCCGCAUAACAUGGAGCUGGCCAUUACUGCUGCUCAUUGUUUGCACACGGUGACAGAGGAUAACCCGGAGCUGCUCUGUAGCGUGAACAGCCCUUUGCUGGGAACACUGGAGAGUGUGCUGCUGUCGUCUCAACCAGCCAUGGGUCACGUCCUCCUCAGGACACUGGCUGCAGGAGCAAUAUGGAACAUGAAAAGCAUCCUUCCAGCUGCCCGCCAGGCCCAGACACUCAACACUGUGGUAGCCAUUUUGUCUCAGUGCCUGGAGUUGGAUGCAGGCAAGCUGAUUCCUGAGCUCAAACAAACUGAGGGCGCCCGCUUUGUUGAUGACCAGGGCUUGGCAGACAUGGAGGACCAGGCCAUAGGAGACAUGGUGGGGAUGGAUGAGGAGGAAGUAGAGGAGGAGGGAGCUGGACACACAAAGAAUGGAAAGGCUGUGAACACCAAUAAUGACGUCUCUGAUCUCUUGCCUAGGGGCAAGGAGGAGCUGAGGGACGCGACGGCCUUGCUGACAGCCCAGCAAACGUCCUUGGAGAUCAUCGUCAACCUGUGCUGCUCUGAUGAUCAAUCCGAUGAUGAGUGGGAGGAGACAUCAAGCGGCGAUGAGAGUGAGAUUGUUCCUGAUGGCCUCUGUGAUGACGUCUCCAAUCUAAUGUCCCCCCUGUGUUUGUCUGCAGAGGUGCAUGGGGCCUUAAUACACCAUAGUAUCCCAGAGAAGGUUCUCAAUAAGACCAAGUUCCCAGGCAAGGAGGCCAUUGAUGUGUGCUAUCAGAACCCCUCCUGGAAAUGCUUGAUGAAAAAGAUGCAUUGGGUGCAGUACAGAGCGCUGACCUGCCUGCAUAACAUCCUUUCCACCAUGGACGCUGAUUCACUUGGUGGAGCAGCAGCCCUACAGGGUGUGGCACAGCACCUGUCUACGCUUGUCUUUGGUGCUGAAGAGAUACCAAAGGAGGAGGAGUUCCUCGAGGCAGUUACCAGUGCCAUGCGGUCCCUCCUACAGAUAAUGGCCUCUAGAAAUAUACCCCAGUGCAUGAGUCCCCAACAACUGAUGGGCCUGAGUGAGACAGCCACCUGCUGCAAUGUCGUAAGCGUGAGGGUCAAUGCCUUGGCCAUUUUGGGCAUCACUGGCAGCACAUUGGCUAAAGAAAAAGGCACUUCUGAAAAUCUUCAGAUGAUUGGGAAUGCCUUACUCCAAGUUGCCUCGAAAGAUUCCAACCUUGUUGUGAACGGGGAGGCCCUAGAUGCUCUAUUUGAUGUUUUUGCGGAUGGGGAGGAAGCAGAGAAGGCAGCUCGAAACAUCCAAUUGCUGCCCGCACUGAAGACCCUUCAACCAGUCUUCAAGGCCAAGAUUCGGAAAGAAGGAAAGGGGAAGUACAGCCCGGAGCAGCUAUGCGUUCUAGAUAACAUCAAAAUUAAUUUGAGGAGAUUCAUUGGCUACCUGGAAACAGUGAUGAAAAAAUGAAGGUUUUUCAACAUAUGGUUUUCUGAUUGGCAGAAGCUCAGUGGCUUGUGGUAAAUGGACAGAUAUGCCAAUAGAAACACAAACUGAGUGCGGUUUAUUUAUUACAUUGGUAAUAAAAGAUUUUUCAUUUAACGAUUUGCCGUUUUACUCUAAAUGAAAGUCUUUAUGCAUGCUCAAUAAUCAAGGUAAGAAAAUCAAAGAAAGUUGAAUCAGUUCAUCUAGACACGUUAAUAUUGACAGAUACGUUUCAUCACUCAUCUACCCAAGUGACCUCAACUAACUGCAGGUAUCCCUACCCCUUGUAAACAAUACAGUUGUAUAACGACUGAAACCAAUGAUCAGUUUCAUAUGCAAAUAUGGGUGUGAUCAUUAACUAGUAGAGUUACAGUGCCCAUGUGUACUAUUCAAAGGAUUUGGGAAUAUUUGCAAUCGCAGCAUUGUAAGAUGGCGAUAGAUGUACUCUUGGGCCCCACCUUAGGUUCAAGGAUGGUCGUUCCCUCUUCACAUAGAUGGCCUCUUUGACUCCCUGUGCAAACCAGUAUUCCUCCCUAUCAAGGAUAUGCACAUCCUUAUUCUUGAAAGAGUGGCCACUGGCCUGUAGAUGGGUGUAGACUGCGGAGUCCUGGCCUGACACGUUAGCUCUCCUGUGUUGUGCCAUCCUCUUGGGCAACGCCUGUUACGUUUCCCCGAUGUACUUCACUUUUAGAUGAGUGAUGAAAUAUAUCUGUCAGACGUUGUAUCCAGAUGAACUGAUUCAACUGUCUUUGACUCCAAAUAAAAGAUUUAUUUUAUUUCACUUGUUAAGAAAAAAUAGAGACUAAUAGCAUAUGGGUAUGUUGCAAGAGGACAGUGUGUGCCCCAUGUAAAUUCUUACAUCUGGAUGCUUUUUGUUUUAAUGAAACUGGUUGUUGUCAUGGAAUUUUGCAAAUUCUGAACAUUUUUAAACCCUCAGAAACAUAUUUCAGUGGAACAUUUGUUAAUAGAUGUUUGCUUCCUGUUUUUGAUGACAAUACAAUUCAUGUCCCAUGUUCAAAGUGUCAAGUGUUCAAAUACUUCAGCUCCAGUUUAACGUGGUUAGGUCACGAUGCCGAUUAAGUACCCAUUGCUUAACUUAUCGUGGGUUUUGUUUUUGUUUUUUUUGUCCUAGAACAUAAAACACUACACCUCUGCUUCUCUCCCCUGGAAUCAAUCAUAUGUUGUGGAGGAGUCCGAUCAUGCAAAGAGCCACAAGUGCUUCCUUGGUAAAUUGACUAUCUUCCUGUUAAGUCAUUUACAUUUCCUUUGGUGUUAAACUUUUAGAAGCCACUGCAACCAGGAACACUAUAAAAAGUAAUGUUGGCAGCAGUGGGAUUAGAAAAGGGACAAAAAUAUGAGUGCAGCGGUUACAGCAAUAACCAAACUGCCUUAAACUGUUGACUGUAGAUCAGCGGUGGCUAAGCAUGUGCCAUGGAGAGCCAUGCGUAUGCAGGUUUUCAUUCCAGCCCGACUCCACACCAGCUGAUUUCACCGGCUGGAAUGAAAACCUGCAUACACAUGGCACAUGCUUAGCCACCCCUGCUGUAGUUGAACACCAACUGUGAAUUGGAUGAAACGAUUUAAGCGUUAGUAAGUUUGAGGAUUGUAUUCAAAAGACUUGGCACCAAGACAAUGUGGCCAUAAAAUAAAAUAAAACCGCCAUCUCUUCUGUCCAUGAAUAUAAUUCCUAUAAUAUUCAAAUUAAAAGUGUACUUACCCAUUUUUAAGCAUAGGAGUAGGAUAAAAGGCAAUUUUCAUUGGGUUUUAAGCACAAUUUUUCUCAAUGUGUAGCCUCACUGCGAGUUGAGUUAUAUUUCAUUAUCAAAACGAUCAGCAUUUCAGCCAGUCAGCAAUUUCGAUCAAAAAUGGCAAAGCUGCUCGCCGUUGUAAUACUGAUCGCAAACUUUCUUAGGGUGUUUGAAUGAGUGGUGGUGUUUUUUUUUUUUUUAAUAAAAGCUGUGUCA
Molecule: messenger RNA, 4093 nt
Organism: Lampris incognitus (smalleye Pacific opah)
Lineage: Eukaryota; Metazoa; Chordata; Actinopteri; Lampriformes; Lampridae
Gene: heatr3
Product: HEAT repeat containing 3
Exons: 15
Coding region: 75-2114 (679 amino acids)
Biological process (GO): protein import into nucleus; ribosomal large subunit biogenesis
Source: RefSeq, a predicted model, not a curated record